Molecule: messenger RNA, 1449 nt
Organism: Metschnikowia bicuspidata var. bicuspidata NRRL YB-4993
Lineage: Eukaryota; Fungi; Ascomycota; Pichiomycetes; Serinales; Metschnikowiaceae
Gene: ZPR1
Product: zinc finger-containing protein
Exons: 1
Coding region: 1-1449 (482 amino acids)
Cellular component (GO): cytoplasm; nucleus
Molecular function (GO): zinc ion binding
Source: RefSeq, a predicted model, not a curated record
AUGCCAGACACCCCAGCACAGCAGCAGCAAGAAAACUUCAGCUCAGUGGGCGACCAGGCCCAGGGCAUUGAUUCGUCCAUCAACGAUACCGGGGCCUCCGAUGCACAAGGCCACCCCGUGCAAGAGGUGGAGUCCCUCUGCAUGAACUGCCACAAAAACGGCACCACGCGCAUGCUUUUGACCAAGAUCCCGUUUUUCCGCGAGAUCAUCAUCAUGUCGUUCGAGUGUCCCCAUUGCGGCUUGAAGAACUCAGAGAUCCAGCCUGCCGCGCAGAUUGCCGAGAAGGGCUCGCGCUACAUCUUCAAGAUCGAGAACAAGGAGGACUUCAACCGCCAGAUCGUGAAGAGCGAAACCGCCACAUGCAUGUUCACCGAGUUGGAGCUCGAAAUCCCGCCCGAGAGGGGCCAGUUGACCAACAUCGAAGGCUUGCUCCUGGAGAUGGUGCUGAACUUGUCGGCAGACCAGCCUGCCCGCAAGGAGGCCCAGCCUGAGGUCUACGAGAAACUUGCUGCCUUCAUUGAGCGUGUGCAGGCGUGCCUCAACGGCGACGCCGGCUGCUUGCCCUUGACGUUCUACGUGGACGAUCCAGCCGGAAACUCGUGGGUCGAGUUCACCCCGGGCCAGCCCUCGCACAAAUGGUCCAUGUAUGAGUACAACCGCACUGCGGAGCAGAACGUGUUCCUCGGCUUGAUCUCCGCAGACGACGUGGCGCAGCACCGGAAGCUCGAGUCCGAGCAGAAGAAGGCUGCCACCAGCACCAAUGUGUCUUCCACGCUCAACAAUGACAACCCCAAGAGCUCGGGCUUCACAGUCCACGACCACAAUGACAUCGAGAACUUGUCCAGCGAGGUGCAGACCUUCCACGCCACGUGCUCCUCGUGCUUUGAGCCCUGCGAGACCAACAUGAAGUCCGUCGACAUUCCGCACUUCAAGGAAGUCAUCAUCAUGUCGACGUUUUGCGAGCAUUGCGGCUACAAGUCCAACGAGGUCAAGACCGGGGGCGCUAUUCCCGACAAGGGCAGAAAGAUCUCCUUGAAGAUCACGGACCCAGAUGACUUGGCCAGAGACAUCUUGAAGUCCGAGACAUGUGGCUUAAAGAUCCCAGAGUUGAACUUGGACUUGACCCCAGGCACCUUGGGCGGCAGGUUCACGACCAUCGAGGGUUUGUUGUCCCAGGUCUACGACGAGUUGCACUCACGUGUUUUCACCCAGACGUCCGAUUCCAUGGAGGAGGAGACCAAGCAGAGAUGGACUUCUUUCUUUGCCAAGUUGCAGGACGCCAGCGAGGGCAAGAUCGGCUUCACUGUGGUCAUGGAGGACCCUUUGGCUGCAUCGUAUGUGCAGAACGUGUAUGCCCCAGACAACGACCCUAACAUGACCAUCGAAGAAUAUGACAGGACGGAGGAGCAAAACGAGGACUUGGGCUUGAACGACAUGAAGACCGACUAG